This is a messenger RNA of Danio aesculapii, 2125 nucleotides long. RefSeq names its product WASH complex subunit 3 (gene washc3). The coding region runs from base 127 to 729 and encodes 200 amino acids. The transcript is spliced from 7 exons. Gene Ontology annotation, biological process: exocytosis; actin filament polymerization. The record is from RefSeq and is a predicted model, not a curated record. NCBI's taxonomy places the organism in Eukaryota, Metazoa, Chordata, Actinopteri, Cypriniformes, Danionidae. Gene Ontology annotation, cellular component: WASH complex.
CGCACUAAGGUCACGUGAAGAGUUAUUUUCACAACGAUGUAUUUGUUGCACCGUGCCAACACAUUUCGUACAUUUAAAGCGUAAACAACAUCAGUGUGUCUGUGCCAGUUAAACGCAGUUGUCGACAUGGACGCGGACGGUUUGCCCAUUGUAGGAUCAGGAGUAGAUCUGACAAAGGUUCCAGCUAUUCAGCAGAGGAGAAUCGUGGCUUUCCUCAAUCAGUUCAUCGUUCACACAGUCAGGUUCCUCAACCGCUUCUCCACAGUUUGUGAGGAGAAACUCUCAACUGUAUCACUGCGAAUCCAGCAGAUUGAGACAACACUAAGCAUCUUGGAAGCAAAGUUGGCUUCUAUUCCCGGUCUGGAAGAAGUGACAGUGGAUGGAGUGAGAGCGCCUGCAGAGACAAAUGGCCCUGCAGCAAAUACCAGUCGUGCCACAGCUUCCCCUGCCGAGGCAUCCCAGCAGUCACAAGUGGCCCCUCAGGAGCCAAAAACAGAGGCUCCAGCAGAAAAUAUAAUGACUGUAGCCAAAGACCCGCGAUAUACCAGAUACCUGAAGAUGGUGCAAGUGGGUGUUCCAGUCAUGGCCAUUAAAAAUAAGAUGAUGAUGGAAGGCUUGGACCCCAAUUUGCUUGACACCCCUGAUGCAGCAGUUCCAGAUGCUAGCAAAAAAGGGUUGGAGGAGCAAGAUGAUGACAGCUCAGGCAGCGAAUCAUCAUUCAGCGAUUGAUCGGUUGGCCCCACCUCCUCACAGUCCUGGAUCGGAGAGUUCAGGUCAUCUUGAGAUUUUCUCAUCUCAAAGCAGGGUAAAUGCACUUGAGUGUCCUUAAGAGGACAGAUGCUUAGUGAUGAUGACACCACCAUUGUGUUACAUCUCAGAAACGGAGGUCUUGAUAUCUGUAAUGGUGGUUUCUGAGGGCAGCUGCUCACUAGGUGAGAUCGUGAAUCAUUAUGAUCAUAAAAAAGCGCUAUUAUAGUGUGAUUGUUAUGAAUAUUUCAUCUCUUGUUUGACUAAAAUGCCUAAUAUGUACAAGGUGCCAGUGUUUACAGCUAUGGUAAAAAAAAAAUAACAGACUAAUUGAAGAUUCUCGGUUUCUCUGGAUUUAUUAGGUAUAAAUUUGAGGAAAAUGGUCGUAUUUGUUUUAUUCUAAAAAGAUAAUAAAAAGUUUUUCAAAUUUCAUAUAAAAUAUUGUAAUUUAAAGCAGAAUAUACCAUUUCUGUCAGACAGAAUAACAUUUCUGUAUUUUAUAUGAUUAAAAAAAUCAGUAUACAAGCAGUUAUUUCAUCAAAUGUUGUUGUUUUUUCCGUUAUGUUAAGUUUAAAGCUGAAGUUGUCAAGCUGUGUUGUGGAAAACUCAAUAUGAACAUAUGAAAUGCUUUAUUUUAUUUACAUUUUAAAUUUGGAAAAAAUGUCAUGAGUAGUUUACAGAAUAAAACAAUAAACCUUUCUUACACACACGCAACUAAUUCAUAAGUCCAGAGAAACUGAGUUUGGAAGAUUUGAAAGACAUGUAGCUCAUUUUUGUAGCAACUCCUCAGUAGUUAACGAUCUUGAAUAGACUGAAUCAAAGUAAUAUCAAUAACAAGUCAUUACAUAUUAGGGAUAUUUGGUUUGUUUCAAAUAAUACUUAUCAUGUUGCACAGAUUUGCUUAAGUUUGUCUUUUCAGACUGUAAAUUGUCAUUAAAAGUUGUUAUAUCUGAAGUCAAUGAAAUGAAGCAAUGUGUUUACAUGCACACAAUAGAGUUUGGAGUUAGUAAUGUUUUAAAAUAAAUCAAAAUAAUCAAACUGAAUUUGAUUAAAUACAGUAAUAUUUAGUGUUUAUUAUUAUUAUUUUAACAUUUAUUUCUGAAGGGAAAAGCUAAUUUUUUGGGGGGGCAACAUUACUUCAGUCCUCAGUAUAAAAUGGUUCUAAAGAAAUCAUUCCAAUACUCCAAUUUAGUGAUUAAGAAACAUUUUCCAGUAUUUUCAAAUAAAAAAAGCAAAACAUUUUAUCAUUCUGUAAUAAUCUAAAUAUAUUUUCUCAACUUUUCAUCAAACGAAUGCACCCUUGCUAAAUAAAAUGAGUAUUUCUUUUUGUUUGUCACUGAAAAAUAAAGCAAUCACUUCUCUUUAGUCAUGCACAUCA